AUGGCGACCUCGGCUUGGCUUCUGGGACGGCGCGCGGCGAGUUGGAGGCUGCGGGCGCCGCGGGCGCGGCUCUCCAGCCUCGUGUCCCAGCGGGCCCACUCCCUCUUGCCCGUGGACGAUGCGAUCAACGGGCUAAGCGAGGAGCAGAAGCAGCUUCGUCAGACCAUGGCUAAGUUUCUUCAGGAGCACCUAGCCCCCCAGGCCCAGGAGAUUGAUCAUAUCAAUGAGUUCAAGAACCUUCGAGAGUUUUGGAAGCAGCUAGGAAACCUGGGGGUCUUAGGUAUCACCGCCCCUGUUCAGUACGGCGGCUCUGGCCUGGGCUACUUGGAACAGGUGCUGGUGAUGGAAGAGAUAUCCCGAGCUUCUGGAGCAGUGGGGCUCAGUUACGGUGCUCACUCCAACCUCUGCGUCAACCAAAUUGUGCGCAAUGGAAAUGAGGCCCAGAAGGAAAAGUACCUCCCCAAGCUGAUCAGUGGUGAGUACAUCGGAGCCCUGGCCAUGAGUGAGCCCAAUGCUGGCUCUGAUGUUGUCUCCAUGAAGCUAAAAGCAGAAAAGAAAGGUGAUCACUACAUCCUGAAUGGGAACAAGUUCUGGAUCACCAACGGCCCUGAUGCUGACAUCCUUAUUAUCUACGCCAAGACAGAUCUGGCUGCAGUGCCAGCCUCUCGGGGCAUCACAGCCUUUAUUGUGGAAAAGGGGAUGCCUGGCUUCGGCACCUCCAAGAAGCUGGACAAGCUGGGGAUGAGGGGCUCUAACACCUGUGAGCUAAUCUUUGAAGACUGCAAGGUUCCUGCUGCCAACAUCCUGGGCCAUCUAAGUAAGGGCGUCUACGUGCUGAUGAGUGGGCUGGACCUGGAGCGGCUGGUGCUGGCUGGUGGGCCCCUUGGGCUCAUGCAGGCCGUCCUCGACCACACCAUUCCCUACCUACACACAAGGGAAGCCUUUGGCCAGAAGAUUGGCCACUUCCAGCUGAUGCAGGGGAAAAUGGCCGACAUGUACACCCGUCUCAUGGCCUGUCGGCAGUAUGUCUACAAUGUCGCCAAGGCCUGUGAUCAGGGCCACUGCACUGCCAAGGACUGCGCGGGGGUGAUCCUUUACGCAGCUGAGUGCGCCACACAGGUGGCCCUGGACGGCAUUCAGUGCUUCGGUGCCAAUGGCUAUAUCAACGACUUUCCCAUGGGCCGCUUUCUGCGAGAUGCCAAGCUGUAUGAGAUUGGGGCUGGGACCAGUGAGAUGAGGCGGCUGAUCAUCGGCAGAGCCUUCAACGCAGACUUCCACUAACCCCAAGACCCUUCACCCCCUUUCUCAGCACCUAGAGGCCUUUCUUUGGACAUAGAGAUAACGGCAGCUCCCUUGCUGCUCAGCUGCACUUGCAUCAGCCCUUGGCCUCUGCCGUGAGGUGUCUACCACGGCUGACAAGUGCUGUGGGUCUCAGAGCCCAGCCAGCCUGCCCGCCUACCCCCCGGAUGCCGCAAGUUAUAGGCAGGCAUGGGGGAAAGGGAGCGCCAUUUCUAGUCACACCUUCUGGUCUGAAGAUGCUGCCCGACGUUAAUGAGAGUUGAGGUGGGUGGAGGGCCUCCCUGGCAAGUGUUCUGUGGCUUAAAAUGGACCCAGCAGGAAGCAUACUGACUUUUCUGGGGCUUGCUGGGAAGGCUUCGCUGACUCUCUAACGUCCGAGCCCUCCACUUCCCUGGGUGAGCACUUGGGGGCAGGCUGGCAGCCACCCCUUUUUUGGAGGGGAGGGGGCUGUGCCUCUGGCAGGGAGCCCAGUGCACCAGAAGCAUUGCCCCCUCUACAUGUAUUUGAACCUGCAGCCUCUUCUUUCGAGGGGGAAAAAAACCCCCAAACCUA
Molecule: messenger RNA, 1851 nt
Organism: Zalophus californianus (California sea lion)
Lineage: Eukaryota; Metazoa; Chordata; Mammalia; Carnivora; Otariidae
Gene: IVD
Product: isovaleryl-CoA dehydrogenase
Exons: 12
Coding region: 1-1281 (426 amino acids)
Biological process (GO): L-leucine catabolic process
Cellular component (GO): mitochondrion
Molecular function (GO): 3-methylbutanoyl-CoA dehydrogenase activity; flavin adenine dinucleotide binding
Source: RefSeq, a predicted model, not a curated record